AAAAGCUGAAUGAAUGGGCAUCACAUCAGUGCUCGUCAUAGGGAGAACGGAGACUGCUGCAUAAGGGGGAAAGAGAGGAGGAUUCUUUCCAAAAGGGAAGAGGACAAAAAAAAAUAAAAAUAAAAAAGGAGAAGCCUGCCACAGCCGUUAUCCUGGGCUCCAGCCAAAGCUUUCUGUGGACAAGUGCUACCUGGGCAAGGAAUAGCUCCUUUGUGAGCCGCUGCUACUGUCCCCUCCACGGAGAGCCAGAUCUUCAUGCAGGACAUCUCCGGAACCCAGAGGAGUUGGAAGAGUGCUGGACACUGAGUCAGGUCUGUCCCUGAAGCCCAGUGAGACGUGAGAGGUACAGUAUGACCCAGGAUCAUCUCCAGAGGGAGUGGGACCAAAGGGGGAACUAGCAAGAAGGCUCCUCAGUGUCACCCGUGAAGUGAUGCUGUAGGAAACCCCUGGACCAUGAAGGGGUUAGGAGAUAACAGAAGCCGCCACCUCUCCGAUAACCUGGACUCCCCUCAAGACUCUCUUUAUGCUGCCCAAGACAGGAACCCUUACCUCCUCAGUCCCACUGACUCCUACCCCGUGGACCCCCGGUUUCCAGCCCAGAAUUCCCUCCAUAGUGACUGUCUUCUCCCACUCAACAACCAGAUUUCCAACAGCAGCACUUUCCCCCGUAUCCAUUACAACUCCCACUUCGAGGUCCCGGACGAGAACCCCUUCCCAAGCCAUGCCCAAGCCACUAAGAUCAACCGCCUCCCCGCAAACCUCUUGGACCAAUUUGAGAAGCAGCUGCCCAUCCACCGGGACGGCUUUAGCACCCUCCAGUUCCAGAGGAGUGACGCCAAGCACCGGAGCGAGAGCCCCGGGCGCAUCCGACACCUGGUGCACUCCGUCCAGAAGCUCUUUGCCAAGUCGCAGUCCCUGGAGGGCCCCACCAAGGGCAGCGUGAAUGGCAAGAAGGGCACGGAGGACCCAAAGCAGAACCGGAGGAGCAAGAGCAAAGACCGGGCAAAGACCACCGAGACCAAACGCAGGCCCAGGUCCAACAUAUCAGGCUGGUGGAGUUCGGACGACAACUUAGACAGCGACACCUGCAGCUAUCGCAAUCCAAUGGGCCUCAUGACCCUGGGCAGGCAACCUGACCACAGCCAGCCUAGGUACUUCAUGCACGCAUAUAACACCAUCAGUGAGCACAUGCUGAAAUCCUCCAAGAGCAAUAACGACCUCAAGGUCACCCCCUGCGCCAAUAUCCCCAUCAGCAAUGAGUCCAACUACAUCAAACGGGGCUCCUGGUCCACGCUCACCCUUAGCCAUGCCCGGGAAGUGUGCCAAAAGGCCUCUGCCACCAUCGACAAAGCCCUGCUGAAAUCCAAGUCCUGCCAGCAAGACUUAGCCUAUCAUUACUUGCAGGUGCCUCAGGGAGAGUGGAACAAUACGCUGUCUCGGGACAAAGAUAACGAGAUCCCGUGCCGGCGCAUGCGGAGCGGAAGCUACAUCAAAGCCAUGGGGGAUGAUGACAGCGAAGAUUCAGAAACCAGCCCCAAACCAUCCCCGAAAACUGCGGCUCGGAGGCAGAGUUACCUCAAGGCCACCCAACAGUCUCUGAGUGAGCAGAGCACAGCACCCAGGAGCUUGGACCGUCUGGACUCCGUCGAGAUCCUCUUGCCUCCAAAGUUCCCAAGCUGGGAGGAAGAAUAUAACCAGCUCACUGACAACAUUGAUGAGUCCAGCUGCAUCAGCCAGAUAUUUGGACAGUCCUCAUUUAUCCCACAGAUAUUUACACACGGAGAGCAGACAAGGGAGGCAGAGCUGAGCGACCAGUAUGAGACAGUGUGUGAAUCAGCCUACAGUGAAGCCGAAUCCGCUGCUGUGGAGGUGCUGGACCUGCCUCUGCCCAGCUACUUCCGCUCCCGGAGCCACAGCUACCUCCGAGCCAUCCAGGCAGGCUGCUCCCAGGAAGAAGACACGGCCUCCAUCCGAUCCAUCUCGCCGCCUCCCGCCAGCAGCAUCAGCGGCAGCAGGACGCUCCCCAGCAACAGCAGUUCAUCAUGCCUAGUGGCAUAUAAAAAGACACCUCCCCCCGUCCCACCUCGGACCACCUCAAAGCCGUUCAUCUCUGUCACUGUGCAGAGCAGCACCGAAUCAGCCCAGGACACCUACCUGGAUAGCCAGGACCACAAGAGCGAAGUCAACAGCCAGUCGGGACUGAGUAAUUCUUCAGACAGCUUAGACAGUACCAGAAUACCUAGUGUGACGAGAGGCAGCCUUGUGACUCCAGCCAGAGAUGCUCCAGAGUUACCCCAGAAAAAUGCAACCUUGAAAAGUGACAAAGGAACUCUGACAAGUGAAGAGCCGAAGGUGGAGAAUAUCCCCAAAAGGAAGCUGUCGUCUAUAGGAAUACAAGUUGACUGCCUUCAGCCAGUGGCAAAGGAGGAGCCCCCUACGCCAACCACCAAAUUCCAGUCCAUCGGGGUACAGGUAGAGGACGAGUGGCGAAACAACCACUCUCGCAGUAUGUCCUCCAAACAGGACGCCGAUUCUGACGCACAGGAACCGAAUCACUCAAACUGUAAAUCGUCUGAGAGAAGCCUUGCUGAUUGUCCCCCGCGCUACAACUCUGUCAGUGUUGAUGCCAGUACCAGGCAACCAGCCAAGCCCUCCCAAUUGAAGAGAAAUCUCUCCUAUGGAGAUAGCAGUGACCCAGCCCUAGAGCCUUCCUCUCUCCCUCCUCCGGACCCUUGGCUCGAGACAUCCUCCAACUCACCUUCAGAACCAACACAACCAGGAGCCUGCAGGCGGGACGGGUACUGGUUUCUGAAACUGCUGCAGGCAGAAACAGAAAGGUUAGAAGGAUGGUGCCGUCAGAUGGACCAGGAAACCAAAGAGAACAAUCUCUCUGAAGAAGUUUUAGGAAAAGUCCUCAGUGCAGUGGGCAGCGCACAGUUACUCAUGUCACAAAAGUUCCAGCAGUUCCGGGGCCUCUGUGAGCAAAACUUGAACCCCAAUGCCAAUCCCAGACCCACAGCCCAGGACCUAGCUGGGUUUUGGGAUCUCUUGCAGUUGUCCAUUGAAGACAUCAGCAUGAAAUUUGAUGAGCUCUACCACCUAAAGGCUAACAGCUGGCAACUGGCAGAAACACCGGAGAAGAAGGAAGAGAAGAAACCACCCCCUCCAGUGCCAAAGAAGCCAGCCAAGCCCAAAACCCCACUGAACCGGGACAAAGCCUCUGAUUCUGUGGAUAAACAGCGCCAGGAAGCUCGCAAGCGUCUCAUGGCAGCCAAGCGGGCUGCCUCUGUCCGGCAGAAUUCUGCCACGGAGAGCGCGGACAGCAUUGAAAUCUACGUCCCUGAGGCACAGACCCGCCUUUGAGCAAAGGGGAAGAGGAAGGAAACACGUGUUUUUCUAAAUCAUUAAAGAGGGAAAAAAAAUUUCGCUCUAAACUUAGUGUGAUUUAUUCAGUCUAGAGACGCUGAGCCAACCUGACAAAGGGCUCCCAAUUCGGCUUUUUUUCUCUCAGCUUUAAGUAAUGAAGAUUUAAAAAAAAUCCCCCACACACAACAACAAAAAUUCCCCCUCUUGUUUUCUCUCACUGGCUGUGGUGUUGCUGAACAGACUGAAAAGACUCUGGAAGCCCCAGCCCCUCAGACUUGGAACUUCAAUCUUUUUACUUGUUCAAUCUAAUGAGAAUUAUUAGCUUGUUUACAAGAAGAGGACGACAAAAAAAAAAUGAAGCCUUGAGCACUUGCCAUGCUGUGUUCUUUCUCCUUCUCCUCAACUCUGUUCCUCCUUAUCCUUAGGGUUUUUUUCUUCUACCUCUUAUUCUACCGUAUCCACCCCCUCUCUCCCACUUUUUGCAUGGCUUUGUUUACUGUGUUAGAAAUAACCUCUCUUCCACAGAACUCCCGAAGAGAACAUCUGUUCAGCGUGUACUGGUGUUGCACUCUGCUAGCAAGCAGCCUUUCUUUAUUUUUCCUUUAGUGGGGGGGAGGGUAUAGGGGCGAAGGGCAGCAGGGUUCACAUAUCGAUGUAUUUGAUUGAAAAGGAAGGAGGAAAAGAUCUGCGGAAUGUAAUGCCGAGUUCUUCAUGCAGCCUGGAAGCAAACGUGUGCAAUAAGGUGGCGACAGGGGCAGCGCUUCGUUGGCUGAUUCCAAAAGAAAGCUGGCCCCAUUCCAGGCACAGGAUGGGAGCUGGAAGGAUGAUAUGGUGGAACAGGUGUGACCCCUACACACACACACACACACACUCUUAUUUUGUCCCCUUCUACACUUUUUAUUUUCCUUGAGAAUCACUUGUUAAAAAAGCAGUUGCUACGUAGUGGGGACCUGUUUCAAGGGGGAGGAAGGGUGUUUCUGGGUGGAGGACUGGGUUUUCUAAAGGGGGAGGGUGGCUAAUGGCAGGCUGGCAGCCGGCCAACCUUUAUGUAUGUGUACAUAUGCACAUAUACACUUACUGGGAUCUGUAUAUUUAAUGCAUACACACGUAUACAUACCCAUACACAAGUGCAAGUGGUGUAUUAAAAGCACCUCAGUAGAGUGGGCGUAUGUAUAGCAUAUAUUUUUACAUGUACUAUAUCUAGAUGUGUGUAAAAGUGUGUGUAAAAAUAUAUACCCUGUGUGUAAUCAGAUUAUUUUUCCUUGUAUCCCGUGCUUUUUUGGGUUAGCGGGAGGGGUUGCUAAAUAUUUGAUCCUUUUUAGCUCCUUCUCCCCCCUCAUGCCUCCUUUUCAGUUUAGCUUCUUGGAGUUGGGACUGAAUGCCAGCAUCGCAUUCUUUCCACCCUUCCCAAAACAAACACUUGCCCCCAAGUUGAGCAAUCAUGUUGUAUGAGUGGAGAGAUCUUGUGUCAGUUUCAUGUGGGGGAAAUCCCAAAGGAAUUUAAACCACGGUGUUGGUGAUCAAAAAGGCAAAAACAUAAAAUAAAAACCUAAAUCCUAUCUAAGUGAACACUGUAUACUGUGUUUAUGCAUAUAUAGUAUGACCGAUUUCUCUUCCUGUCCACCUACCAUAUAGAUCUCGUAGCCUGGAAUGAGAGCCUGUGAAAGUUUGACCAUAAGCAAAGUGGCUCAGAUCCAGCAUUGGUUUUUAACUUGGAGUAGAAGAUGUUGACUUGCUGGAUUUUUUUUUAAAUAAGGCUUUUUAGAGUUUCUUAGCAUUCUAAAAUUAGGAACAUGUAGAAUGUGAAUUCAUCUUAAUCAUGUUUCCAAAGGUACCCAGACUGCUGAGGUAGUGUCCUCAAAGCAGUUGUUUUCUGGGCUCUGUGUUGUGGACUGCAGCCUGUUUUGCUGAGCUUCUGAAAAACCUCUUUAAAUUGCAUGGGGACCAUUCACGCUGCCUCAGUCAAUCAUACCUGGUCCGCUGCACAAAGAGUUGCAAGCAUAUUCCCUGGGUUCUGGCCAGGCGUAAUGAAGCAGGACACUCGUACCUGGCUGACAUUAUAAUGGGUUUAUGGUGAGUAAGAUACAUUGUCAGAGUGUCUCAAGCCAUGUUAGAUAAUCAGAAGCAAGUGGAUGCCUCUCUGCCAGACUUUCAUUAUAUCAGUGUCUCCUUACUUUCCUGGAGGAAUAAGGUUUAAUAAAGCAAGGACAGCUGGCUGAUUAAAAAAAAAAAUAAAACAAAAUUCAAAACUAACCUCAGUUUAUAGCUCUGAUCUUUUUCCCCCCCU
Messenger RNA from Gopherus evgoodei (Goodes thornscrub tortoise), 5653 nucleotides. It is a transcript of the gene DLGAP4, whose product is annotated as DLG associated protein 4. The transcript is spliced from 13 exons. Bases 454 to 3363 code for a protein of 969 amino acids. Gene Ontology annotation, biological process: signaling. The record is from RefSeq and is a predicted model, not a curated record. Gene Ontology annotation, molecular function: molecular adaptor activity. Gene Ontology annotation, cellular component: glutamatergic synapse; postsynaptic specialization. Lineage: Eukaryota; Metazoa; Chordata; Testudines; Testudinidae.